AUGGCAAGAACCAAGCAGACAGCUCGCAAGUCCACCGGUGGCAAAGCCCCCAGGAAGCAGCUGGCCACCAAAGCUGCUCGCAAGAGCGCCCCUGCCACCGGUGGCGUCAAGAAGCCUCAUCGUUACAGGCCCGGCACCGUGGCUCUCCGAGAGAUCCGCCGUUAUCAGAAGUCCACCGAGCUUCUCAUCCGUAAGCUGCCCUUCCAGCGUCUGGUGAGGGAAAUCGCUCAAGAUUUCAAGACCGACCUGCGCUUUCAGAGCUCCGCCGUCAUGGCUUUGCAGGAGGCCAGCGAGGCUUACUUGGUUGGUCUGUUCGAGGACACCAACCUGUGCGCCAUCCACGCCAAGAGAGUCACCAUCAUGCCCAAGGACAUCCAGCUGGCCCGCCGUAUCCGUGGCGAGCGCACAACGCAACUUGGGGGAGGGCAGGAAACAUGGUUUCAAGCAGGUCCUUUUGACGUGUAUAUAAACGCGAGCUUGCACCAACGUGCCUUAUUGUUCCGAACUUACUUGGAAAAGAAAAAGAUGUCUGGCAGAGGGAAAGGCGGCAAAGGUCUUGGUAAAGGAGGCGCUAAGCGUCACCGUAAAGUGCUUCGUGAUAACAUCCAGGGCAUCACUAAGCCAGCUAUUCGCCGUCUGGCUCGCCGUGGCGGUGUCAAGCGUAUUUCUGGUCUCAUCUACGAGGAGACUCGCGGUGUGCUGAAGGUGUUCCUGGAGAACGUCAUCCGUGAUGCUGUCACCUACACCGAGCACGCCAAGAGAAAGACCGUGACUGCCAUGGACGUUGUGUACGCCUUGAAACGCCAGGGACGUACUCUGUACGGCUUCGGCGGUUAA
Chanos chanos (milkfish) is the source of this 837-nucleotide messenger RNA. RefSeq lists its product as uncharacterized. Gene Ontology annotation, cellular component: nucleosome. Gene Ontology annotation, molecular function: structural constituent of chromatin; protein heterodimerization activity; DNA binding. The record is from RefSeq and is a predicted model, not a curated record. The coding region runs from base 1 to 837 and encodes 278 amino acids. Lineage: Eukaryota; Metazoa; Chordata; Actinopteri; Gonorynchiformes; Chanidae. The transcript is spliced from 2 exons.